ACAUUUUUAUUUGAAUCACUUCAAUCGCAUGGUUUCUAGACUACAAGAUCCACUGGGAUGUGAUUAGACAAGUGCAAAAAAAUAUAUGUCAUUGUCAAAUGAGAAGAUCAAAGAAGGCCUCUAUCGAAGGGCGGGGCACUGCGCAUGCGCGGUUCGCCUUCGUAGCUCUCGCUAUCUGCUGCCUGCACAGUCUUCUGGGACCCGUCCCCAUAAAUCCCCCGAAAUAGCGUUUUCUAAAGCUUUAGACCAGCUCACGUUGGCGUCGCAUUCGACCAAUAGCAUCUCCACGUCUGAAAGCAACCGUAACCAGAAGUAUUCCCCCGGGGCGUCGUCUGGUGAGCACCCAGAGCAUCCACUCCUUCCAUCGGUAGCUAACGCCUCCCGGACGCGCUAGUCCGUGUUACCAAGUGUGGGGAAAAUACAGCCGCAUCCGAGGGGUCGUCAAGAUGUCGGGGUACCAGGGCAAGAAAAACAUCCCGAGAAUCACGAGCGAUCGUCUUCUCGUGAAAGGAGCCAAGAUUGUCAACGAUGACCAGUCUUUCAUGGCAGACAUUUAUAUGGAGGAUGGAGUCAUCAAGCAGCUCGGAGAAAACCUGAUUGUUCCCGGGGGGGUGAAGAUCAUCGAGGCCCACGGGAAGAUGGUCAUGCCUGGGGGCAUCGAUGUGCACACGCGCUUCCAGAUGCCGGACCGAGGCAUGGUCUCCGCGGACGACUUCUACCAGGGCACCCGCGCUGCCCUGGCUGGGGGAACCACCAUGAUCGUUGACCACGUGGUGCCGGAGCGAGGUGUGGGCCUCAUGGCCGCCUUCAACCAGUGGAGGGAAUGGGCCGACAGCAAGUCCUGCUGCGACUACUCGCUGCACGUCGACAUCACCGAGUGGCACAAGGGCAUCCAGGAGGAGAUGGAGAGCCUGGUGAAGGACCACGGUGUCAACUCUUUCCUGGUCUAUUUGGCCUAUAAGGAUGUUUUCCAACUUUCUGACUCUGAGAUGUAUGAGGUGUUCAGUGUGAUCAGAGACCUGGGGGCCAUCGCCCAGGUGCACGCGGAGAACGGCGACAUUAUUGCUGAGGAGCAGCGUCGCAUCCUGGAUCUGGGCAUCACUGGGCCGGAGGGCCACGCGCUGAGCCGCCCAGAAGAGGUGGAGGCGGAGGCAGUGAAUCGUGCGGUCACGGUGGCCAAUCAGACCAACUGCCCCCUCUACAUCACCAAGGUCAUGAGCAAGAGCUCCGCUGAUGUCAUCGCCAGCGCCCGGAAAAAAGGCGCCGUGGUGUACGGGGAGCCCAUCUCGGCCAGCCUGGGCACGGACGGCACCCACUACUGGAGCAAGAACUGGGCCACGGCAGCGGCCUACAUCACCUCCCCUCCGCUCAGCACCGACCCCACCACCCCCGACUAUCUCAACUCUCUGCUCGCCUGCGGGGACCUGCAGGUGACGGGCAGCGCCCACUGCACCUUCUCCACCUCCCAGCGCGCCGUGGGCAAGGACGACUUCACCCUGAUCCCGGAGGGCACCAACGGCACGGAGGAGAGGCUGUCCCUCAUCUGGGACAAGUGUGUGGUGUCCGGGAAGAUGGACGAGAACCAGUUUGUGUCGGUGACCAGCACCAACGCGGCCAAGAUCUUCAACAUGUACCCCCGCAAGGGGCGCAUCGCCGUGGGCUCGGACGCCGACCUGGUGCUCUGGGACCCCGACGUCUCCAAGAUCAUCUCGGCCAAGACCCACAACCUGUCCGUGGAGCACAACAUCUUCGAGGGCAUGGAGGUGCGCGGCGGCCCCCUGGUGGUGAUCAGCCAGGGCAAGGUGGUGCUGGAGGAGGGCGUCCUGCACACCACCGAGGGCUGCGGACGCUACGUCACCCGCAAGGCCUUCCCCGACCACGUGUACAAGAGGAUCAAGGCCCGCAGCAGGCUGACGGAGCUCCGCGGCGUCCCCCGGGGCCAGUACGAUGGGCCGGUGUGUGACGUGGCCCCCUCCCCCAAGGUGAUGUCGGCCACGUCCACGGCCAAGACCUCGCCCACCAGGCAGCAGAAGCAGCAGCAGCAGCAGCAGCAGCAGCAGCAGCAGCAGCAGCACCACCAGCACAGCGCUGCUCAGCCCAUGAGGAACCUGCACCAGUCCGGCUUCAGCCUGUCUGGAGCCCAGGUGGACGACAACAUCCCCCGCCGCAGCACCCAGCGCAUCGUGGCGCCCCCCGGUGGCCGGGCCAACAUCACCAGCCUGGGCUAGGCCCCCG
Molecule: messenger RNA, 2235 nt
Organism: Gadus chalcogrammus (walleye pollock)
Lineage: Eukaryota; Metazoa; Chordata; Actinopteri; Gadiformes; Gadidae
Gene: dpysl2a
Product: dihydropyrimidinase like 2a
Exons: 14
Coding region: 447-2228 (593 amino acids)
Cellular component (GO): cytoplasm; cytosol
Molecular function (GO): hydrolase activity, acting on carbon-nitrogen (but not peptide) bonds, in cyclic amides
Source: RefSeq, a predicted model, not a curated record